This is a messenger RNA of Tilletiaria anomala UBC 951, 1510 nucleotides long. RefSeq names its product kinase-like protein. Gene Ontology annotation, biological process: peptidyl-serine phosphorylation; peptidyl-threonine phosphorylation; mRNA cis splicing, via spliceosome. The transcript is spliced from 7 exons. The record is from RefSeq and is a predicted model, not a curated record. The coding region runs from base 52 to 1329 and encodes 425 amino acids. Gene Ontology annotation, molecular function: ATP binding; protein serine/threonine kinase activity. NCBI's taxonomy places the organism in Eukaryota, Fungi, Basidiomycota, Exobasidiomycetes, Georgefischeriales, Tilletiariaceae.
UGCACGUUCGAUUUUCAAACCAAUGUUUGAAACAGUAGAUUAACCGUUCAAAUGCGAACUGGCUAUCUUUCGACCGUGCCGACGAUGUCAGUUUCGCAAGGAAUACCAGCAGAAGAUCACCUCGCUUCGACAGACAGUCGAUCACCGAUAUAUAGAACCUCAUUUACAGAGAAGUCGUCAGCAGCUGGCGAGAUCGAAGAUAUGUUCUCCCUGGACGAGUCGAGAGACUUCAUCCCAGCCAUCGGGGAUACUAAAGUGACAAGCUCUGUCCCCGUACAUUCCGACUCGGGUGGACAUGAGGACAAUUUUGAUGAUCCCCAGGGUUACUAUCGAGUCACGCUCGGCGAAUCUCUGCAGGACGGGAGAUAUUCUGUCGUUGCAAACUUAGGAAAGGGUAUGUUUUCCACGGUCGUCCGCGCGCGAGACACCCACAACCACAACCGUGAGGUAGCAAUAAAGAUCAUUCGUUCUCAGGAGACCAUGUGCAAGGCUGGUUUGAAAGAAAUGACCAUUCUUAAGAAGCUGGCCGAGGCUGAUCCAGAAGACAAGCGCCAUGUCGUCCGCCUCGAGAAACACUUCAUGCAUCGCAAUCACCUCUGCAUGGUGUUCGAGUCUUUAAGCAUGAAUCUACGCGAAGUAGUGAAGAGGUUUGGAAAAGACGUUGGCCUCAAUAUCAGAGCUGUCAAGGCCUACGCGCACCAAAUGUUGCUGGCGCUGUCUCUGAUGCGCAAGCUCAAUAUCAUGCACGCAGACCUGAAGCCUGACAACAUACUUGUGAACGAUGCGAAAACCAUCCUCAAAGUCUGCGACUUGGGUUCAGCUUCGGACACGAGCGAAACGGAAAUUACGCCCUACCUCGUCAGUCGGUUCUACAGAGCUCCAGAAAUCAUCCUUGGCCAGCCGUACGAUUGCGCAAUUGACAUGUGGUCCAUCGGAUGUACCUUGUUUGAGCUAUAUACCGGUAAAAUUCUUUUUCCUGGACGCAGCAACAACCAAAUGCUACUUCUAAUGCAGGAAUUGAAAGGAAAAUUUACAGCCAAACAGGCGCGACGUGGUACAUUCGGCCCAGCUUACUUUGAUAACACGAAUUCCUUCCUGCUGAACGACGUUGACAAGACCAGUGGCCAGCCUAUCGUCAAGCGCAUCACAAUCGCUGGCCCUAAGCAAGGCUUGAAGGCAAAGUUGCUCCCAGCGACCAAUGCAAGAAUUCCCGGCGAUGAGCUUCGGCUGCUCAAACAAUUCGUCGAUCUGCUGGAACGCAUGCUAGAAUUAGAUCCCGCCAAAAGGAUUAGCCCUAAGGAAGCUCUGUCCCAUGCGUUUCUCUCGUAAGCUGUAAAUGUGCAUGAUUGACGCUGCGCUGCAUACCCUGCUGUAUCCUUAAGCUGAUCACAACUCGAUCUAGCUCGCGUUCCCCAACAUAUUACAAGGGUGCAGAAUCAACUCGAGUACAGACGAUUAACCUCAAUAGGUCCCACUACAAACCAUACCUUGCAUUGAAGAUCCGCAACAU